GAAAAUUGAGAUGAGCUCUUACGUCUGAGGGACAACUAAUUGUUUUAUUUUUCUCCAGCCUUAAUGAAAAAUUAAAUAAUGUGGUUUCUCUGUGUGCUGUUUAUAACUGUACAGUCUCGUAUCACACUGUGUUUGAUAAGAUUGGGCCACACUCAUAUUUCGAUGAUGUGCAUUCUCAAAUAUCACAGUUAACCUAAAUAUGAUUCUGGCCUUGUUGUGGUCCUUCCCGUUGGUCCUAACUUUUAUUAAAGCCACCCCCACUCCGGAGAGCAAAAGUUUCGAUGAAUUACUAGAUGCAUUCAUGGUCACAGAAACCAACCGCGCAAACGGCAUACAAAAUGCGAUAAGACUAGCCAAGGACCGCCAAAAAGAUGUGACGGUGAAAUUUUUGGGGGUCAUUGGAGAAGCGAACGAGGUGCUGGUGAAAGUGCGGAAGUUCUUUGAUGCUGGUAGGAUUCUGUUAUAUUAUAAACAGGGCAUAGCAAGGAUACCUGAGGCAGAAGUAAUUGCGAAAACUCAGCUCCUGCAUAGGGAUAACUACUUGAAUAAUCAGUUGCACAGACUGGCUGCGAUCCAUAAAACUUUAGAUAGUCUGAUGAGAGAGGUGUCUCAGGCUGAGUUGAUUUUAGUGCAAUCUGUGAUCACUGCUCUUGAAAAGAGCGAAGAGGAACUGGUCCCAUUGAUGAAGAAAUUCGAUGAGGUUGUGGAUGAGCUUCAGGAGGAGACAACCACAGUUCCAACUCCAACUUCAACUCAGCAGAACAAGAGUUUCGACGAUUUACUGGAUGUAUUCAAGAGCGUGGAGAUCAACCGGAAAGCCAUCAUAAAGGAGGCAAUGGAGGCAGCCUCGAUCCAGAAAAAUAACAAUACCGUAAAAUUCCUAGGAAUAGCCGGGGAGGCGGAUGAAAUAUUGGUGAACGUGCGACGCUUUUUCGAUGCUGGUCGGAUCAUGUUCAACACAUACAAGCGCCGAUUGACCUCUAUGGAACAAGAUGUGAAAGAGAAAACAAAGCUCCUACGAGAGGAGAAUUAUAUGAAUAAUCAAGUGCGAAGGCUAGCUGCAAUGUAUUCACUUUUGGAGGAGCAAAUACGCCUACUGCCCGACGAGGAGUUGAACAAGCUACGACCAGUGAUCGACAUCCUUAAGCGAAGUGAACAGAAAAUGGGUCAACUUGUAACACAAUUCCAAAUCGAUCUAGAUAAGAUGGAAAAAGUGCCUAUAAAGCAAUAUAUCAUUAAACCAACUUGAAUCAUGAUAAUUAAAUCUCAUCCAGACCUGAUUCUGUCACUACACUGAGGAAAAACUCUCGGUCACAUGAACCAUACUGUCGUGCUAAGAAGGUACCCCUCAGACGUUGUCAUAGCUCCCUAAAUAAAAAAAAAUUGGGAAAAUUGUGUUCAUAUUGUUUUUUUUCAAAUUUUUUAGACAAUUUUUCUUCAAUUUAAUUUAAAAUAUCUGAAAAUUCCAAGAAAAAAUAUGCAUGACUUUCCUAAAAAGACAUGUUUCAUCCGAGGAAAUUUGGCAACUCUCGAAUGUUUAUACGGCGUUUUUCCUUAGCAUGACAACACAAUUUAUGGUGCGGUAGUAGCAGUGUGUUGCACCAUUUGGUUCAUGUAAUAGUAUUUUCGAUUCAUGCAACCAACAACUUCCUUUACAGUUCAGUCCAUGCAACUGAACUUUUUCCACAAGUCGGUUCAUACUGCCAAACUCCUUCCGCAGGUCGGUUCAGUUUAAAAGUAUACGGUUACGUUAACCGGAAAGCGUCUAUUUAGGAGCCACACUAUAGUUCAUAUGUCCGAUAUUUUUUUCUCAGCAGUGUACAAUCCAGGAUUCAUUUCAUCCACGAUACGGUAUCUAAUCGUUUUAGGAGGUUGUAAGGAAGGAACAUAGAGUUGGUAUCACGUAGCAAACGUAGCAUCAUAAACCUAUUAAUUUCAGAAAAAUCCUGAAAGUAAUAAGAGACGCGUAUCGAUGGCUAAGUGUGACACCACGAAUCAUCAUUGCGGUGUUUCAAAAUCUUCGCUCCUAGUUUAUUCUUUCGAAGAUGAACCAGUCACCUUAAUUGCUUGAAAUUUAUACAGAAUAUUCUAAUAACAAGAGAAAUAUCAAGAAAGUUUUCAGGAAAUUACGUUGACUAGUUUUCCAAGGAAAAAAUAAAGUAUGCCUGCAAGUCUACAACUGCGCAAACGGAGAUACCUGGUCUUGAACUUUAGCUAUUGAUAUUUAACUUUAGUAACGUAGCCAACUAGGGCUCUCGUUAAAGUAACUUACCUACUUACACUAACUUUAACUGUGUGGAUUGUAAUUGAUGAAUGUGUUUUGAUUAAUCCUAUUUUCAUUGCAAGCAUAUCGUGUGUUAUUUUUACAAUUUUUUGCUGAGAGGAACGAGUUAUUAAAAACCAAGCAAAAAAGUCCUGCCACCUUCAGCCGCAGUUUUCAGCAAUUAAUUUUUUUAAAGCCCUACAAAUCUGAAAUUUGUUGUUGCGAGGACACAUCGUAAGAUUUUAAUUUGAUAUAUUGAUAAUGCAAACUUCUCAGAAAUACUUACUUCGCAACAUUCGUUAAUUUAUUUUUAGAAACAUCGUUUACUCCUUUCUUGUUACACUAUAUUUGCCUCCUUUAAAAAAAAGGAUUUGUUUUAUUUUGUUAAUUGCGUUCGCUGACAGUAAAAAUUCUUAAUGAGAAAA
Molecule: messenger RNA, 2688 nt
Organism: Bemisia tabaci
Lineage: Eukaryota; Metazoa; Arthropoda; Insecta; Hemiptera; Aleyrodidae
Source: RefSeq, a predicted model, not a curated record